UUUUUUCGUUUAGUUUAGAACAUAUAAAUUAUUAACACAAAAACAUGAGCUCAAACAACCUGGACACUGUUCAGAUAAUCUACUCUGUUAAAGUUAAGGUCAAGCCCGAGCUCAAUAAGUAAACAAGAAUGGCGGUUCUAUUAGCAAUAGGUGUAAUCGUUGUGCUGAUGAUUGCUGGGUAUUUGGUGCUGAGACCCAGGCCUAACUUGCCCCCAGGACUUCCAGCACUCCCUGUGAUAGGAAGCCUUCCUUGGCUAGACAGCAAGGAUCCACUUGGACAACUCGUUAAGGUGCACAGACAAUAUGGCGAUAUCGUCACCAUCCACUUGGGCAUGAAACCGUGUGUCUAUCUUAACAGUUAUGAUGUCAACAAAGAAGCUCUUGUCACACAGAAGAAAAACUUUUCUGACAGACCUGACAUGUUCAUCUUAGAAACAAUGGGGACUACAAAUAAAGG
This is a messenger RNA of Owenia fusiformis, 457 nucleotides long. The record is from the annotation of a GenBank genome assembly. NCBI's taxonomy places the organism in Eukaryota, Metazoa, Annelida, Polychaeta, Sabellida, Oweniidae.